UCAAGUUUGCUGUUUGUGUGAUAAUAACACAGGAACUUUUUCCCCCCUGUGUGUCGAUUCCACAAUGGCUUAUUUUUGGAGGCAGUAAGAGGGAUAUUUUGAGACACUGAACUUGUCAAAGAGUAUUUGUCGCUGGUCACAGCCGCUGUAAUGAGUUCCUUCCUCGUGCUUCAGUGCUACUUUUCCAGUGUGUCCAAUUGGAUGCCUUAUAAGGAGAGCUGUGCUCAGUUUUGAUGAGAAGCAUCACUUCACUCACUCCUGACCUCUACCUCCAGACACUCUCAUUGGAGGGCCGCACAGUUGGCCCAAUGAUGCCAGGAACGGUGGGGGUGGUCGCACCAGGAGGACCACCCCAGGGCGUGGCGAGUCUGGCCGGCCUGACGAGCGGACGCGGUACAUUCGGUGGGAACAAGCGCCGCAGGACAGCGUCAGGAGGAAAUGCUAUGAGUGAGGCCCAGGAAGGAAAGAUCAAGCUUGCAUUCUUCGUGGCCAUCGUUGGUGUAAUCCUGACAGUCCUCGGGGUGGGGACAGAGUACUGGGUGGAGCUGUCACCCCCAAAGAGUUUCUAUAACAACCAGACAUGUGUGACAGCUCACUACGGCCUGUGGAAAGGCUGCACAAAGACCCUGUGGGUGGCUGAUAUCGACCCAGAGAGAGAGAACUGCGGACCUGCUGAACUGCCUGGAGAAUCAAACUGCACCUACUUCAAGUUUUUCACCACGGGGGAAAACGCUGUGAUGUUUCAGAAGACAACGCAGAAGAAUCUGAACAUAGCCACGGCCACGUUGGCCCUCGUCAGCCUGUUCCUGAUGGUGAUGGGGGCCAUCUGCAUCACCAUGUCUCUCAGCAAAGAGAUCUUGUUCUUCCUCAAGCCAGCAUCAGUGUGCUUCAUUCUGUCAGGCAUCCUGGUGCUUCUGUCCCUCGUGGUUUUCCACCAGUCCGUCAUGGCUUUCUUGGCCAGUGACCACACGGUUCCUCUCGACCAUAAGCUCUCUUGGUCGGUGUCGUGUAUCGGCUGUGCGGGGGCCGUCCUAAUCGUCGGUGGGAUCCUCUUUCUGCUGCUGGCCCUGCCCUGCAGCCCCUGGCAGAGGUGUCUCCCUCAGAAGGACAGCAGCAGUAGCUAGUGGCCCGGAGGUGGUAUUGCACUUUAUCUGCCCUUCUGUUUUUGAGGUGGGAGGGUGCAGACGGGGUGAGACAGUUUCCCAAACACAUCUUAGCAAAGAGACGUUAACUUUAAAGGAGUCAUAUGCAUGUUUGUGAGAAAUUGGUAACUGAUAAACUCUUUUCUUUUUUCAUGAGAAGAAAAAUUCUUUGAUGGGUCAUUGUUAAAUGAUUCACUCAUGUGUCCCAUGCUCCAAUACUUUUUGGAUUGCAUUCAUUAAAGACCAAGUACUGAUAUUUUCAUCCUAUUCUCUCCUAAAUUUGCUGCCCAUAAAUUCAUUUUUGUUCCCUGACUGUUGUAAAGUUAUUCUCUAUAUGGGUAAAAGACCAUUUGAGAUCUUUUAUUUAUGACCCCAUGAUUUCAACACAACUAGAUAGGUGCCAAAAGCUAUAAAUAAGUGUUAAAGCUGAUCAAAUAUAAGUCCUUACUGCUCAAAUGUGUUUGGGAAACAGUCCUGUAUUGUCUUAUUAAUUAUACUGCAGGGUUUGGACACAAUUAACUGUUAGUUCAUUCGAUGAAAUCAGUCUUUUGAAUAAUUCUAACAUUUUUUUUUAGAUAUUAGCCGCUCCACUCCUUUGAUGUAAAUUCACAGUCAAACAACACUUUACAAACUGCUUUUUAAAGGAAAUGAUUGAAGUCAGUGGUUUGAACUCAUUUGCCGGCAGGGUAGCUAACAUGGAAGUAGUAUGAUCAAGCAAGUCAUAGUGAUCAGAUUAAAAGUGAAAUAUUGGCUAGAUCAUUUAUCUAUAACGAGUAUGUUUUUUUAAAAAUUUGUGCUGGUAAUUUUUACCAUUAACUUUAAUUUUCCUUGGAUGUUUAUGGGCUGAAUGUGCAAACAGUAGAGUUUACUGGAUCCCCCAAGCAGAGAACCAUUCAUAGUUUUAGGUUUUCAAACGAGACAUUUGUUGUAUUUGUUCAUUCUGGGAAGGUUCAUGCUCUUCAUGAUGUGCAGCAUCACACUGUAAAUGAUUUGGAUUGAGUUUAUAUACUAUAACUUUAAGACAAAACAAGGUCAUCUUGCCCAAAACACUGACCAUUUACUGUGGCUGGACUCUGAUUACAUCCACCUGUUGUUUCAUCACAGUUGUAUGUCUGCUCAUGGAAAAAAAACACCCUCAAAAAAACCAACCAAACAAACAAAAAACACCACACUCUGAAUGAACGGAACAGUUUAUUGACCUCUGAAAACCUCAAUUGAGAGAUUAGUGUAUUCUCAGUAAUGUGUGAAAAAAGCUUCACCUCUGCAGAGCUGCCUCUCUAAUGUCUAUGUUGGAUGUUUUGAUGUUGUUUUGUUAGUCAUCAAUAAACAUUAAGAUAGACAUAAUUAGAAAUACAUGACCUGCACAGUCAUGUGACAGGAGUAUAAUACAUCAGCGGUUCUGCCUGGAUGACAGCUAUGUUUGUUAAAGUCAUCACACAAUUCCUCCUUCCUGAAUUGUUUUUAUCUAUCUAUGUAUAUUCAUCAUCUGUCUGGCUAUUAAUCAUUAUCAGAUUUCACAUUGCAUUGUUUAGUAGAUACUAGACAUUGUAAGAAGUGCUAGACUUUGUAAAUUGUCAGACGAGCUGAUAUGACUAUAAAACUUUGUAAAGAUUUAUAGCGGCGUAGAUGCUACAUGGUGUUAAAUCAGCUAACAGUGUGUUCCGCUGCCAUGUUUUUACCUUCAGUGUUUUUCUUGGAUGAUUUAUGUUAGAACAAAGUGCUUCUCUGUGCCUGAAUGGAAGGCGAAACGUCUGUGCAACUUUUUUUUUUUUUUUUUUUUUUUGUUGAACUGAAUUGAUUGAGUAUGAAUGACUUCAUUUUAUUAUUAAACACGACAUGAAUAUUUAAUGUCA
Messenger RNA from Thunnus maccoyii (southern bluefin tuna), 2995 nucleotides. RefSeq names its product voltage-dependent calcium channel gamma-6 subunit-like. Gene Ontology annotation, cellular component: membrane; L-type voltage-gated calcium channel complex. Gene Ontology annotation, molecular function: voltage-gated calcium channel activity; calcium channel regulator activity. The transcript is spliced from 8 exons. Gene Ontology annotation, biological process: calcium ion transmembrane transport; regulation of calcium ion transmembrane transport via high voltage-gated calcium channel. Lineage: Eukaryota; Metazoa; Chordata; Actinopteri; Scombriformes; Scombridae. Bases 234 to 1124 code for a protein of 296 amino acids. The record is from RefSeq and is a predicted model, not a curated record.